Messenger RNA from Naumovozyma castellii, 1059 nucleotides. It is a transcript of the gene FUS3, whose product is annotated as mitogen-activated serine/threonine-protein kinase FUS3. The transcript has a single exon. Lineage: Eukaryota; Fungi; Ascomycota; Saccharomycetes; Saccharomycetales; Saccharomycetaceae. The record is from RefSeq and is a predicted model, not a curated record. The coding region runs from base 1 to 1059 and encodes 352 amino acids.
AUGGGGAAGAAAAUCGUUUUCAAUAUUUCCAGUGAUUUCCAAUUAAAAUCCCUUCUUGGGGAAGGUGCUUAUGGGGUUGUUUGUUCAGCUGUUCAUAAACCUACGGGGGAGAUUGUUGCCAUCAAGAAGAUUGAACCAUUCGACAAACCAUUAUUUGCAUUACGAACAUUAAGAGAGAUUAAGAUCUUGAAACAUUUCCAGCAUGAAAAUAUCAUUUCCAUUUUCGACAUUCAAAGACCUGAAUCCUUUGAGAAUUUUAAUGAAGUGUACAUUAUACAAGAGUUGAUGCAGACAGAUUUGCAUCGUGUGAUAUCGACACAGAAUCUUACUGAUGACCAUAUACAAUAUUUCAUAUAUCAGACGUUGAGAGCGGUGAAAGUGUUACACGGAUCUAAUGUCAUUCAUCGAGAUUUGAAACCAUCCAACCUUUUAAUAAAUUCCAACUGUGAUUUAAAGAUCUGUGAUUUUGGAUUAGCAAGAAUUAUUGAAGAGGACACUGGUGAUGAUGAACCCAACGCACAAUUACAAAACGGUAUGACGGAAUAUGUGGCUACCAGAUGGUAUCGUGCACCAGAGGUGAUGCUAACUGCUGCCAGAUAUUCCAAGGCAAUGGACAUAUGGUCCUGUGGUUGUAUUCUGGCUGAGUUAUUCAUGAAGAGGCCCAUAUUCCCGGGGAAGGAUUACCGUCAUCAACUAAUGUUAAUAUUCGGUCUUAUUGGGACGCCUAGUGGGAGAGAUCUAUUGUGCAUUGAAUCAAGAAGAGCAAGAGAGUAUAUUACCACGCUACCCAAAUACGAGCCUGUCCCCUGGGAGAAGGUUUUCCCCAAUGUUAACCCACUGGGAAUUGAUCUUUUACAAAGAAUGCUUAUUUUCGACCCACGUAGCAGAAUCACAGCAGAGGAAGCAUUAGCGCAUCCAUAUUUGAAGACGUAUCAUGACCCUAAUGACGAGCCCACGGGUGAACCUAUCCCGAAGUCCUUUUUCGAGUUUGAUUCCUACAAGGAUGUGCUGACGACAAAGGACCUGAAGAAGUUGCUGUGGAACGAAAUCUUCGGUUAG